CUAAGUUUCUUUAAAUCGAGAGAUAUGUCCACUAGAGCUUCUAGUUCAAGAAGAGAAAUGGACCUGUCUGUCUUCUUCUUUUUCUCCUUCCUCUUAACUCUCACUGCUUUUGUGGAAGCCGCUGGCCGUGGGGUUAACAACGAUAAUAACAAAAAUGGAGGAUUAGGAGCUUCGUUUAUAUUUGGAGAUUCUCUAGUGGAUGCAGGAAACAAUAACUAUCUACCGACCUUGUCUAGGGCCAAUAUGAAGCCUAAUGGUAUCGAUUUCAAAGCUUCGGGAGGAAACCCAACCGGUCGGUUUACUAAUGGCCGGACCAUUGGUGACAUCGUUGGGGAAGAACUCGGAUCAGCAAACUAUGCUAUUCCAUUCUUAGCACCAAACGCUACCGGAAAAGCUUUACUGGCCGGUGUAAACUACGCGUCUGGAGGAGGAGGAAUCAUGAAUGCAACCGGAAGAAUCUUUGUGAACAGGUUAGGCAUGGAUGUACAAGUAGAUUUCUUCAACACCACACGUAAACAAUUCGAUGAACUACUUGGAAAAGAGAAAGCAAAAGAGUAUAUAAGCAAGAAAUCAAUAUUCUCCAUCACUAUCGGAGCCAACGACUUCCUCAACAACUAUCUAUUCCCUCUUCUCUCCAUUGGAACACGGCUCACUCAAACUCCUGAUAAUUUUAUCGACGACAUGAUCGACCAUCUUCGCGACCAACUAACCAGGUUGUACCAAUUGGAUGCGAGAAAGUUUGUGAUCGGGAACGUUGGACCUAUCGGAUGCAUACCGUACCAGAAAACGAUUAAUCAACUAAACGAAAAUGAGUGUGUGGACCUUGCUAAUAAGCUAGCAAAUCAAUACAAUGUUCGACUUCAGAGUUUAUUAGAGGACCUAAACAAGAAGCUUCCUGGAGCAAUGUUCGUGCAUGCCAAUGUCUACGAUCUCGUCAUGGAACUCAUUACUAAUUACGAAAAAUAUGCCUUGAGCUAUUGUGUAGGGUUCAAAACGGCGACAAAAGCUUGUUGCGGUAAUGGAGGACAGUUUGCGGGAAUAAUACCUUGCGGACCGACAUCGAGUAUGUGCGAGGAAAGGGACAAGUAUGUGUUUUGGGAUCCUUAUCAUCCUAGUGAAGCAGCAAAUGUAAUCAUCGCUAAGCAAUUCUUGUAUGGUGAUAUUAACGUCAUCUCUCCUGUUAAUCUUAGCAAGCUUAGGGAUAUAUGAUUUGAUUGUUUGGAGAUUCUACACUUCAUUUCUUGCAUUUACGUUUCUUAUAAGCAAAGUUAAAACCGAUGUUUGUAUGUAUAUGUGUUGUGGCUUUUAAGUUUAGUGACAAGAUGUGAUAAAUUUUUUAAAAAAUCU
This is a messenger RNA of Raphanus sativus (radish), 1347 nucleotides long. RefSeq names its product GDSL esterase/lipase At2g23540. The transcript is spliced from 5 exons. The record is from RefSeq and is a predicted model, not a curated record. Bases 25 to 1209 code for a protein of 394 amino acids. NCBI's taxonomy places the organism in Eukaryota, Viridiplantae, Streptophyta, Magnoliopsida, Brassicales, Brassicaceae. Gene Ontology annotation, molecular function: hydrolase activity, acting on ester bonds.